Molecule: messenger RNA, 2941 nt
Organism: Ochotona curzoniae (black-lipped pika)
Lineage: Eukaryota; Metazoa; Chordata; Mammalia; Lagomorpha; Ochotonidae
Gene: COLGALT1
Product: collagen beta(1-O)galactosyltransferase 1
Exons: 12
Coding region: 95-1939 (614 amino acids)
Molecular function (GO): procollagen galactosyltransferase activity
Source: RefSeq, a predicted model, not a curated record
CGGCCGGCGCGCUCCUCCCCUUUAAAGGGCGGGGCCUCGGGGCGCGGCUCGCGUCGGCCGGCAGAAACGCGGCUUAAAGGCGACGCGUGGCGCGAUGGCGGCGGGCGCGCUGCUGGCCGGGCUGCUGGGCGCGCUGCUGAUCGCGCUGUCGCCCCGGGGCCCGCCCGGCGCCGCCGCCUACUUCCCCGAGGAGCGCUGGAGCCCCGAGUCGCCGCUGCAGGCCCCGCGCGUCCUCAUCGCGCUGCUGGCCCGCAACUCGGCCCACGCGCUGCCGGCCACGCUGGGCGCCCUGGAGAGGCUGCGGCACCCGCGGGAGCGCACGGCGCUGUGGGUGGCCACAGACCACAACGCGGACAACACGACGGCCGUGUUACGGGAGUGGCUGGUGGCCGUGCAGAGCGGGUACCACUCGGUGGAGUGGCGGCCAGCCGAGGAGCCCCGGUCCUACCCGGACGAGGAGGGCCCCAAGCACUGGUCCGACUCCCGCUAUGAGCACGUCAUGAAGUUGCGCCAGGCGGCCCUCAAGUCUGCCCGGGACAUGUGGGCCGACUAUAUCCUGUAUGUAGAUGCUGACAACCUGCUCCUGCACCCGGACACGCUGAGCCUGCUCAUAGCUGAGAACAAGACGGUGGUGGCCCCGAUGCUGGACUCGCGUGCUGCAUAUUCCAACUUCUGGUGCGGGAUGACCUCCCAGGGCUACUACCGGCGCACGCCCGCCUACAUCCCCAUCCGCAAACGGGAGCGCCGCGGCUGCUUCGCGGUGCCCAUGGUGCACUCGACCUUCCUCGUGGACCUGCGCAAGGCCGCCUCGCGCCACCUGGCCUUCUACCCGCCCCACCCCGACUACACGUGGGCCUUCGAUGACAUCAUUGUCUUCGCCUUCUCCUGCAAGCAGGCGGACGUGCAGAUGUACGUGUGCAAUAAGGAGGUGUAUGGCUUCCUGCCCGUGCCGCUGCGCGCCCACAGCUCCCUGCAGGACGAGGCGGAGAGCUUCAUGCACACGCAGCUGGAGGUGAUGGUGAAGCACCCCCCGGUGGAGCCCUCACGCUUCAUCUCUGUGCCCGCCAAGACGCCGGACAAGAUGGGCUUCGAUGAGGUCUUCAUGAUCAACCUGAAGCGGCGGCAGGACCGGCGGGAGCGCAUGCUGCGGGCGCUGCAGGAGCAAGAGAUUGAGUGCCGGCUGGUGGAGGCCGUGGACGGCAAGACCAUGAACGCAAGCCAGGUGGAGGCUCUGGGCAUCCAGAUGCUGCCAGGCUACAAGGACCCCUACCACGGCCGGCCACUCACCAAGGGCGAGCUGGGCUGCUUCCUGAGCCACUACAACAUCUGGAAGGAGGUGGUCGACCGCGGCCUGCAGAAGUCGCUGGUGUUUGAGGAUGACCUUCGCUUCGAGAUCUUCUUUAAGAGGCGUCUGAUGAACCUCCUGCGGGACGUGGAGCGGGAAGGGCUGGACUGGGACCUCAUCUACGUGGGCCGGAAGCGCAUGCAAGUGGAACAGCCCGAGAAGGCCGUGCCGCGCGUGCGGAACCUGGUGGAGGCCGACUACUCGUACUGGACGCUGGCCUACGUGCUCUCCCUGCAAGGCGCGCGCAAGCUGCUGGCCGCCCAGCCGCUGUCCAAGAUGCUGCCGGUGGACGAGUUCCUGCCGGUCAUGUUCGACAAGCACCCGGUGUCCGAGUACAAAGCCCACUUCUCUCCACGCACGCUGCGCGCCUUCUCCGUGGAGCCGCUGCUCGUCUACCCGACGCACUACACGGGCGACGACGGCUACGUGAGCGACACGGAGACCUCGGUGCUGUGGAACAACGAGCAGGUCAAGACCGACUGGGACCGCGCCAAGUCCCAGAAGAUGCGCGAGCAGCAGGCGCUGAGCCGCGAGGCCACGAACUCGGACGUGCUGCAGUCCCCGCUGGACAGCGCUGCGCGCGACGAGCUCUGAACCGCCCUGGGGUGCCAGCCUCGCCCAGGGAGGUACCUGCCGUGGGCCAGCCCAGCCUGCCCCCGGGAGACGCACCUGCCACGGGCCACCUGCCAGGGCUGCCCCGCCGUAAGCUCUGAGAGGCCCUCGGGUGCCAGCCUCGUUCAGACUGGCAGCUGCCACGCACUGGGCUGGCACAGCCUCCGGGGAGGCACCGGCCUGCGGAGCCUCACGCACGGGCAUCCAGACCAUCAGGGACACGGCCUGGGGCUGCAGCCGCGUCCUCCCCCUGCACCUGCUCUCGGGCCCGGCUAGCGUCGGGCACCCUGGGGUCCGCGGGACCCGAGGGGGUUUCUGAUGAGACGGUGGGACCUGCUCUCGUCACACACGCACUGCAUUGCAAUCACUCGGUAUUUAUUGAAGACACGCGCUGUCUGGGAAUGGAGUGCAGACACUCUGGUUGAUUCGGCAAUACGCAGGGCCUCCCUGCAGGGGGCCGGGCGCUGCUCACACAAAUCUGUUUGCGAUGUGGCACGCGGAGUGGGCGCCUGCUGCUGACACGGUUUCAUGACUGCGUGUAUGCCGUUCCUGCUGUGUGCCAGCCCUCACGGAUGCCCAGUCUGCCUGGAGAAUCAGUGACUUCCAUCUCCCCGCACCCACCCCGUGUGCAGCUGGCAGUCACAGCCCCCACCACCUCCUCCUGGGACGCAGGGGCGCUGUGCCCCACCCAGGCUGCCUGCAGGAGUGCUAACGGGGGCUGAGCUGCCCCUGGCCCACCCGGCCCCGCGUGCUUCACGCCCCGGUGGCGUUGCACACGUGUGGGGCAGGAUGGGGGUCAGGGCUCGCCAGGGCUGGGCUCCCCCGGCGCCUCUCUGCCCGGGGUGCUGGGGGGCGGAGUCCUGACCCCGCUGUGCCUUCAGCCCCGCCCCUACGGCAGGAUGACCUCGGUGUGCUGCGCAGACCUGGAAAUGGCUGCUGUUGAUAUUUUAUGACUAUUAAAUGUUCCUCGUGGGUUUUAACUGA